Megalops cyprinoides (Indo-Pacific tarpon) is the source of this 2080-nucleotide messenger RNA. RefSeq lists its product as uncharacterized. NCBI's taxonomy places the organism in Eukaryota, Metazoa, Chordata, Actinopteri, Elopiformes, Megalopidae. The record is from RefSeq and is a predicted model, not a curated record. Bases 624 to 944 code for a protein of 106 amino acids. The transcript is spliced from 5 exons.
AGUUUUACAUGGGGGGGGAAGCCUAUUUUCGACAUAAUAUUGGUUGGGGGAGCCUUCUGUUUGGAAUGUGGUAUGUGUUGCAGUUACUGUCCGAUAAAGGUUACUCAAGUGAAAACGAACUGAAUAUGCAGUCAUUCAGUCAACAGUGUAAUGUAAUGUAGUGCAACAAGCGAAGUUCUACAGCACAACGUACAAAACCGAAGAACUUACAGUAGUUGAAUGUUUAUGCUUGGGCUGUUUUGAAGAGUCCUCUGUGGAUAUGACGUGAGAAAAGAAAAUUACUUAGAAAAGUGAAUGAAUUCUCACCCAUGUUUUGGAAACAUUAAGCAAGCGCUGCAAGCAGGAAAUGUUUUUUUCACUCACUCUCCCUCUCCGCGGUUAGAAAACGCGACCUGAGAGCAGACCCAGUUUGGCUUGACUGGUUUCACAUGGCUGUCUUCAGUGGUGUUGGUGGGAAAUUAUAUUACAUCGUCAGUACUCGCUAGCCUUUGAAGUAAUAUUUGGUAUAUGGUUUUAUAAUUAGGGACAUGGUUUAGUGGCUUUACGUUUAUUCAUUGUGUUCAUUUUGAAAGAGUACAAUCAUAGAUAAGGAGGUGUCUGCGUGACCCAGAUGGAGUGUUCAAAUGACUCCAGGCUCGUUUGGACAUAAAUCAGAGGGAAUCAUUAAAUGGGCACACAAGGGGGUCAUUUCAGAGCAGCCAUUGGUCUCAUUCUCUGCCGUGGAAAGCAAUGGCUCCACACCCACCCCGCACCCCACACACACUGACGCCCCAUUGGACAGAGGCAGCGGGAUCAUUCCAGGUGGGAUUGCAGCAGCGGUGUUCAUCAGCUUCUUGUUGGCUCUCUAUGCUGUGCUGUGGAAAUGCAUGGUAACUCCGCCCAGGAGGAAAGAAAAAAAGAAGAGGAGGGUGAGGCUUCGUGAGCAGAGGAGUCAGGUGUGCUGAACUUUGGGGACUGCAUCAGUUGGGAAGUCACGGAAGUUGGGACCAGGCCACCGUACGCCUGUGGCUGGUACCACAUUGCAGUGCCGGAGUCUGCGGGCGUUAUGAAUAGGGGGCUGUGAUUGGUGGAACACUAAAUCCCCCCACUGAUGUCCAUAUGGCUGAUCUGCGCGGCUGCCAUCUGUCCCAGCCCCUGAGGAUACACUAUGGCACCGGGCCCUGUCCAACAGGUCAUGAACUGUUGGCGCUUGCAUGAGGGCAUUUUUAUAAACAGGACAAAACAAUUUUUUUCAUGGUUUUUUUUGGUCUCUGACAAUACAAUGUUUGUGAUCACCUGGGGAGACGGAGGAACUUGUGACAGUUGGAGAUGCCAAGAGUAUAUUUGCACCCUUGGAUGAAGGUAUCAGCAAAUGUUGCCCCUUUUUCCAUUGACUCUUUUUGCAGUGAAUUUAAAUCUAGAGCUGAGCAAUAAGAAUUCGUAUUGAAAGUGUUUUUUUUAAGUGUUGUGCAUGGUAGUACCUUGACAAUGGCAUUGUGAGGUUGUGCUGGGGUGUUAUUUUGUACAUUUGUUGUCCAUUUGUUGUAUUUGAGCAGUGGCGGUUUGCACACUAGAGAGAUAUAACGACUUAACCCCAAAAAAGGUAACUGUUAUAUUUCAGAAUUGGGAUAGUGCAGUUUACUGUGCCUUCAAGGGCUCCUAAUUUCAAGUUCCACUGUUGGUGUGUUACAAUGCAUCUGCAUCCAUUUUAGAAGUUUUAUUCACCAUAUGUGCAUGUCCAUGUUGUUUUUUCAAUCUUAUAAUUUGAUCAGUCUGGAAACUUUACUGUAUGACAUUAAUGCUACCAAAUAAAAGUGAAUACUGUAUUGUUUUGCCGUGGCAGACAUGGAGGUUUAUCCAUUAUGUCCUGAUCUCUUAGAUUUACACAUGGUUUGUGUCUCCUCUCUGAGGGAUUUGGAGGCUUUAUGUAUGUGACCGUGUGUAAAAGCAGUGAUUGUGCUGAAUGUGGUCCAGUAGCAAAGGCCCCAGAACCCAUCAGGUGCAUCAUGAACUCAACACUGGUGAAUAUAACCACAUCAAAGAUGCCACUUCAUUUUCACAGCGCAUGUUGCUGAUGUCAGGGGCUCUUAUUUGAUUUCAU